Molecule: messenger RNA, 1386 nt
Organism: Psilocybe cubensis
Lineage: Eukaryota; Fungi; Basidiomycota; Agaricomycetes; Agaricales; Agrocybaceae
Exons: 1
Coding region: 1-1386 (461 amino acids)
Source: RefSeq, a predicted model, not a curated record
AUGGUUUUCGACCUUGACCUGAUGUCUCAAUACGACGAAUCGUGGAGGAAACUUAUCUUAGAAAGAUCUAAAAAUGCACGACUAUGCAUCAGCGGCACGAUAAGGGGAGGCCAUUUCAGUUUCGAUGCCUUUUUUGUUAACCUUCUUCACAAUCACUGGCCAAGGAUACGGAGGUUAGAUGUCUUUGUUGGGGACCACUAUCUACUCGAAACAGACGCAUGGGACAUUUUCCAGCAACCCGCUUUGCAACUGGAAAUAUUUAAGCUCUACUUCGAAGAGGAAGGGUCAGCAUUGUUUUCGGAUCCAGAUUCCCCCAUUUUUGCCAACAACGCGCCAGUUUUGCGCGAAUUCAUGUUCCCCGAUACUUCCACGAAGUAUAUGUCUCUCCAGGCUCCGUGGCUAAGGCAGCUGCGCUCACUCGUAAUGAUAUCCGGAUUUGGAGCAUCAGAAUUGCUCGAAACUUUGAGGGAGCUGCCUCAACUCGAGUAUCUGGAACUGCGUGAGAGCAUCUUGGAACCAGUAGACUGCAAUGCGUCGAUUGUUUGUCUUCCCAACAUUCGAAAACUGACCAUUUCGAACACCCUAUCCACUUCCCUCUUCUUCCUCAAACACAUCACGCUCUCCCCUGGCGCAUCGAUAAAUUUACUGACAGAAGAACGUAUGGACACUCACGAUAGGGUUUCGGAUUCAGUCGUCGAUGAAGUAUGUGGCCAAAUAUCCCGAUACACCAAAAACUAUAUAAACAAUGAUUAUGGUUUGGCGAAGUCUAUCUUCGUCAAAAUUGGACCUCCAACGUUCGCCUUCAAAAUGCGCAAAACCGCAAACGAGCUCAUUCCAAUGCCAUCUGAGAACGACUUUCGCAUUGGAAUUUUCAGCAAUCAUCUAUCUCGGGAUGCAGUACCCAAGAUGAUGGCCUGUUUAGAUCCUCGCCAAUUUACGGAAACUAUCAGGCUAGAGUUUAUCCCUUACAUGAUCGAUAUCAUCGAGGACGCCCAACCAACCAUCACAUCUCUCCUACGCGCUCUCUCCUCUGUAAAAGUCAUGAUGACAUCAGAGAACGGUCUUAGGGCUUUCAUGAAUGCCCAAUCUGAAUAUCCCGACAUUCUUCCUGCAAUGGAUACCUUUUGGCUCAAGUACAUCGAACCCACCUCUGAACGAUUCCCCCAACUCCUCUUGGAUUUUUUGCACUCUCGCCGGGAUGCUGGUAAGCCUGUUACGACUAUCAACAUAUCCGACUCUUCUUGGCAAUUUAAAGAAAAGCUCGAUUGGGGGUAUCUGGAAGUAAUAGACGGUCUUACCGUCAUUUUACGCCAUGACUCGCAAGUACUUGAUCACUAUACCUGUGGCACUGGAAAUCCAAAAACUCUUGAUAUGCGGACAGUAUAA